GAGCGGGCGGGAACCUCAUUUGCAUAUUAAGGACAUAUUUAAUGAGAGAGACCCACACACACUUGAACUGAGGAUAAAACAUAACUCUGGAGACGCAAGAUACACAAAACACACAAUCGCAUAGAAACAAAAGCGCGCAGUGGAGAGAGCAGUGCAGACCGCGCGCGCGCGUUCUCUCUCUCUCUCUCUCUCUCUGUCACACACACACACACACUGGCGGAGCGCGCUGCUGUCGCUCAGUGAUUCUCUCCGCGUCUCUGGGACUUUUUUGUUCCGCGCUCCUCGUGUCUUCUCCAGCAGGUCAUACUGAGAAAGAAAACAGUUUGAAAAACCGAGGACAUAAAAAGCCUUUGGAUACAGUCUGACCCAAAAGUUGAAAGGGUCAAAGGUCAUGACCGUACUUUGAACCCAGAUCAUGUUCCACACCUUCCCCAACAAAUCGCGGGCGCAGACGUCGGUCAGCAUGGAGAAGACGUACUCGCUCACGGCGCAUUACGACGACUUCCAGGAGAUCAAGUACGGCAGUCGUUGCAGCAGCAGCACGCUGAGUAACGGCAUGAGUCUGCAUCUGGGCGGAUCGCUGGACCGAGGACGGAGUGGGCGGGACAAAAGUGUGGGCGGGGCCAAGGGUGGAGCCGGGGGCGGGGCUCCGGCCCGCUGGAGCCGGCGCGAAAUCUGCCUGCUCUCUGCUUUAGUGUUCGCGGCGGGGAUGUGUGUGAUUCUCGGAUGCAUGCUGGCGCUGAAGUUUCUGUCGCUGGAAGCGCAGGAUUCUCAGUGUCGUCAGGAUUGUGUAAAGCGGCGCUCGCUGCUCCGGGCCGCGCGCUUCGUCCAGGGGAACGUUGACCCAAGCGUCCAGCCCUGUCACGACUUCUACAGCUUCGCUUGUGGCGGGUGGCUCCGGAGACACGGGAUACCGGAGGAUAAACUGAGCUACGGGAUCAUCACCGCCAUCGGAGAACAGAACCAGGAGAAGCUGCAGCGCCUCCUACAGGCGCCGAUCCGGAGGAAAGAGCCGGACAGUGCCGAGAGAAAGGUGAAAGAGUUUUAUCGCUCGUGCAUCAACAUGAAGGAAAUCGAUCGUCUGGGGGCGGGGCCUAUGACUGAAGUGAUUGACAGCUGUGGUGGGUGGGACCUGUCUGGAGCUCCUCCCGGAGGGGCGGGGUGGGACAGUGGCUCCGCCCCCGUGCGACCAGAUUUUAAUGAGAUGCUGUAUAAGACGCAGGCAGUUUACAGCACGUCUGUGUUCUUCUCUCUCACCGUCAACGUGGACGACAAAAACUCGUCCCGCAACACCAUACGGAUUGAUCAGGAGGGUUUGACACUGCCGGAAAGGACUCUGUAUCUGGGGCAGGAUGAAGACAGUGUGAAGAUUCUGGCAUCCUAUAAGGCGCUGAUGGAAAGAUUGCUGAGCAUGCUGGGAGCUCACAACGCCACGCUGAAAUCCAGAGAGAUUCUGGAUCUGGAGACGAGACUUGCAAAUGUUUGUAUCGUGUGUGUGUGCACUUUAGUGAUGUUCAGUUUGCCAAUUAAUCAGUCUUUGAUUUUGUUCUUAGCCACUCGAGAGAAGCAUAAACAUUGCCAUCUCUUUCUCUUCACUUUACCACCACAAGAAGCGACUUCUAAGGACCGGAUCUUCAGUGAUAAUUUCUCUGAGGAAGAGGAGAUCGUAGUUUUGGCCACUGAUUACAUGCAGACAGUGUCAGACAUCAUUAAAACCACGUCUAAAAGGGUUCUUCAUAACUACAUGUUGUGGCGUAUCGUGGCGGCGCUGAGCGAGCAUCUCUCCACGGCGUUUCGCAGCACGAUUCACGAUUUCUCGCGUGAGAUCGACGGAGGCGAGCGGCAGCUGGAUCUGGAGCGGCUGUGUCUCAAUCAGGCCAACAAACACUUCGGGAUGGCCCUCUUCGUCCAGCAGCACUUCUCCUCCUCCACCCGUUCUCAGGUGCAGGAGCUGGUGGAGGACAUUAAACACUCGUUAGAUCAGAGACUGCAGGAGCUCGACUGGAUGGAUGAAGAAACCCGAGACGCUGCCCGAGCGAAGCUGCAGCACAUGAUGGUUAUGACCGGUUAUCCUGACUUCCUGUUAAAGCCUGAGCUCAUCGACGAGGAAUACGGGUUCGAUGUGAACGAGAAAACGUACUUCAAGAACAUCCUGAACAGCAUCAAGUACAACAUCAAACUCUCCGUCAAAAAGAUCCAUAAAGAGGUGGACAAGACGACGUGGCUUCUUCCACCACAGGCUUUAAAUGCAUAUUACCUGCCAAACAAAAACCAGAUGGUUUUUCCUGCAGGAAUUCUCCAGCCGACGCUCUACGAUCCUGAAUUCCCUCAGUCACUGAAUUACGGAGGAAUCGGAGCGAUCAUCGGUCACGAGCUCACACACGGAUACGACGACUGGGGUGGGCAGUACGAUCGCUAUGGCAACCUGAAGCAGUGGUGGACGGAAGAGUCGUACAGGAAGUUUCAGAAGAAGGCGGAGUGUAUCGUCAAACUCUACGACAACUUCACUGUGUAUAACCAGAGGGUUAACGGGCGUCUGACGCUGGGCGAGAACAUUGCUGAUCUGGGUGGACUGAAGUUAUCUUAUAAUGCGUAUCAGAAGUGGGUUCGUGAACACGGGCCGGAGCGUCCUCUGCCGGGACUCAAAUAUACACACGAGCAGCUCUUCUUCAUCGCGUUCGCUCAGAACUGGUGUAUGAAGAGACGAUCGCAGUCCAUUUACCUGCAGCUGCUGACGGAUAAACACGCACCGGAACAUUACAGGGUGAUCGGCAGUGUGUCUCAGUUCGAGGAGUUCGGUCGUGUGUUUCACUGUCCCAGAGGGUCGCCCAUGCAUCCGGUCAACAAAUGCGCCGUCUGGUGACCUUUGACCCCUGAGCGUCUCCUCAUCGCCCUCGUUUCCAUGACGAACCGCUCCGAGCUGCUCCCACGCCGUUUGAUGUUUACAGCAUUUUAGUGAUCAGAAAUCAACUCGUGCUCAUCGACACGCGCCAUAUCUCACACCCGUCUUUCUUUGAAAUCUUUAUUUUUAUAUCCGGAUGCAGAGCGUGUCGAAUCAGGCGUGAUGAGGUGUGUGUGUGUGUGUGUGUGUGUGUGUGUGUGUGUGUGAGAGACGGUGCUGUACUGUAGGCAUGUUGAUGUUUUGAUAUGAAGUGUUUUGUCAGACAUGUUCAGUGUUUUUUAAGUAGAAUCGGCUGCUGAGGUGACCGUCGUCAGCCUGACGGAGGAGAAGAAUCGAAAUACAGUGAUUUCACGUUUCCUCUGUACUGUAUGUUGAUUCUGUGGAAACAUGUUUCUGCCUGGGAAAAUAUAUCUGUGUCCCUGCAGCACAGAAGCAGUCAUCAGUAGCACAGGUAUAUUUGUAGCAAUAGACAACAAUACAUUGUAUGGGUCACAAUUAUACAUUUCUCUUUUAUGCCAAAAAUCAUUAGGA
Messenger RNA from Cyprinus carpio (common carp), 3433 nucleotides. RefSeq names its product endothelin-converting enzyme-like 1 (gene ecel1). The transcript has 18 exons. The record is from RefSeq and is a predicted model, not a curated record. The coding region runs from base 416 to 2863 and encodes 815 amino acids. NCBI's taxonomy places the organism in Eukaryota, Metazoa, Chordata, Actinopteri, Cypriniformes, Cyprinidae. Gene Ontology annotation, molecular function: metalloendopeptidase activity. Gene Ontology annotation, cellular component: plasma membrane. Gene Ontology annotation, biological process: protein processing.